Ochlerotatus camptorhynchus is the source of this 1280-nucleotide messenger RNA. RefSeq lists its product as uncharacterized. Lineage: Eukaryota; Metazoa; Arthropoda; Insecta; Diptera; Culicidae. Bases 29 to 892 code for a protein of 287 amino acids. The transcript has a single exon. The record is from RefSeq and is a predicted model, not a curated record.
GUUGCCACCGUCGACGGCAUCGGAUUCCAUGGCAGCGAUGAACUCGUUCAUCCAAGAGCUGCGCAAUCUGAGCAGCACCAGCAGUGCGAUGAGCAACAGUAGCUUCGAUUCGGGUUUUUCGGCUUCGUUCACCGGGGACUCCAACGUCGGCAGUGGCCGGGCCACAGCCAACACCACGCAACCACAGCAACAGCAACAGUCGAACAUCAUCUGGGGCAACAAGUCGCUCUGGGGUGUGCCUCCUCCGAGCCCAUCUCCAGGAGCGAUCAAGUCACCAUCGGCGCCCGUAACGGAACCGUCUAGUUCUACUAACAAUAACAGUAUGUACGCAACUAGCAAAGAUUCCUCCGGUAAUUCUUCCGGCUCCAUAUGGGCCACGGCGGCGGUCAGUCCACCCUCGAUCCCCUCCCAAACCCUGUCCUCGAACUUUUCCGCCAAUAUUUGGGAGAAUUCAGGUAUGAAAGCAAAUCCGGAAACGCUCGGCUCGAUCUGGAUGAUUCCGAAUGCCGAGCGCGGCAAUGUGUGGGGUUCGAAUUCUCAGCUGCUACGACCUACGGAAAUUGGCUCCGGGGUUCCAACUGUCGGUACUUGUAGCAGCAGCAGUAGUAGUAGUAACAGCAGCAAGCUGAAUUCCCUGUGGGCUCCACCGACGUCGUCUACGUCGUCGUCGUCGUCUUCGUCCUCGGGGAAUGUGUUGAAGUCGCUCCGGCUGGCUGGUACGGUCGGUGCCGGUGGAGGCGGUGCGUGUUCCAGCUUCGGAGGACUCGGUGGGCUCACCACCACUCCUCCAGUGACUGGAGGCAACGGUACCAACAGUGCCAAUGCCGCCCCUUCGUCGACCAUGCAGCUCUUCUCGGACGACUUCCUCAGUUAUCUCAAUAUCAACAAUUAGAGCAAUUUUACAAAUCUGUUAUUUAGUUCGAUUGCGUUUUAUUAUUAUUAUUAUUAUUUUUUUGUCUGACGGUGUUUAGUUUGGAAUUUAUUAUUUUUUUGAUGUUUUUUAUGGAUAUAUAUUUUUCGGUUACUCGUUUACGUAUGAUGCAGAGUGCAUUAUAUCAAGGAAAGUGUUUUCAGUUUUGAAUAUUAUUGAAUCGUGUUGUGUAGAUGUUUUUUUUUUUCGUUUUCGACGGAGUAAACUAAAGCAAAACAAGAAAAAGUCCAUUAUCACAUUUAAUAUUAUCUAAAGCAAAUCUUAAUCGUGUAAGGAUUGUGACAAGCGAGUUGUAUCUCAUUUCUCUAAGUCUAAGUAAAUGCAGAAAGCUAAACAUCAAACAAAAAAA